CGAGUCCUCCUAAAGUCCAGCCUCGCUACGAUCUGGACCUGGAUGCCAGCUAUGCCAAGACGUUUGCAGGAGACGUGGGCCACCUGUGGAAGACCUCAGACUCCCUGUUGGUUUGUCAGGAGCUGGUCAGGAAGGGAGUCAGGGGACUGAUUGAGUUAAUGAAGGAGGACUACAGCGAGAUGGUACAUAAGAAGUCAGAGGUCAUCCACGUCUGUCACUACUGCGCUCAGAUCCUGGAGAGGACAGAGCAGCUGUACGAGGUGUUAAUGCAGGCCAAUAUGUUGUCGUCGUCAGAAUAUGAUGAGAUCUCAGACAUGAGGAAGAAAAUAGUCCUUAUCUCUAACUCCUUAGUCCCCAUGGAGCAGACGGUUCAGGACAUCAAGAGUAAGUUCCUGUCAGGUGGUGUUCUGACGGACAGCUGGACUCAAGCUGGAACACACCCUGAAGACAGGAAUGUUGAGAGGAUCAAGGUUCUCCUGGACUCCAUUACAGCCAUCUACCACCAGUUUAAGAAGGACAAGGCUGAGAGACGUCUGCCGUACAACGAGGAACAAAUACACAAAUUUGACAAACAGAAGCUGGUGUUCCAUGCCACCAAGGCCAGGUCUCUGUUUACUGAGGAGUGUGCCAUGAAGUACCGCCUCUUCAUCUCUAAGAGCGAGGAGUGGAUGAGGAAGGUGCAUCACGUGAGGAAGCAGCUGAUUGGUCUAACCAGCCAAUUCAACAGCGUGGAGAAAGAAGUUUCCAUGGUGAUGGAGAGAGUUAUUAAGCUACAGGAGCAGUUACCUGGUAAGGUGCUACCUCUGGCAUCCAGUGGUAUGGUGAAGCCUCAAGCCUACCUCAGCCAGAGCACCUUGGUAGAGAUGACCCUAGGGAUGAAGAAGCUGAAGGAAGAGAUGGAGGGGGUAGUAAAGGAGUUGGCCGAGAACAACCACUUCCUGGAGAGGUUUGGCUCUUUGACAUUGGAUGGAGGAAUGAGAAGUGUGGACCGUAUCUGAGACCAUGUGGCACCUCGCUACACCCUACACCUUCACCCAACCUCCAUACCCACCCUACACCUUCACCCAACCUCCAUACCCACCCUGAACCCUCCCCCCUGACUCUCAACCCACCCCAAACCCUCACUCGUCGACUCUCACCCACCCCAAACCCUCACUCGUCGACUCUCACCCACCCCAAACCCUCACCCGUCGACUCUCACCCACCCUAAACCCUCACCCCUCGACUCACCCACCCUAAAUCCCCACCUCAAUCCACUUUCUAGACCAGGGGUCUCCAACCUUUUCUAGCAUGAGAGCUACCUUCAAAUAGACCCGUUGUUCUCCUCUCUCUGCAACUCUUCCCCGGGUCCUUAGUGUACAAGAGGCACUAUGUUUUCUGUCGAUAUACCUGGUAAAAUAAUGGUUUAAUAAACACUAAAGGAGGCCCUAUAAAAUCUGAGAUGGUUUUUCUCUCCCAAA
Oncorhynchus tshawytscha (Chinook salmon) is the source of this 1460-nucleotide messenger RNA. RefSeq names its product serine/threonine-protein kinase TBK1-like. Lineage: Eukaryota; Metazoa; Chordata; Actinopteri; Salmoniformes; Salmonidae. Gene Ontology annotation, molecular function: protein serine/threonine kinase activity; protein binding; ATP binding. The record is from RefSeq and is a predicted model, not a curated record. Gene Ontology annotation, cellular component: cytoplasm. Gene Ontology annotation, biological process: peptidyl-serine phosphorylation.